AUGGAUCAUGAUCAUCAUAACCAUGAUCAAUCAUCACCCACAACGAAUUCAACACACAGUGGCUAUCAUUUGGCUUAUUGUAGAACUAACUUCAACAUUUCAGCUUUUUCUGAGCAAUUAACAGAUGAUGUUACGAGACACUCUUGUCCCAUAUGCUCAAAAUCAGUAAUGGAUAUGUCUAUGAUGUGGAAGAGACUAGAUGAAGAGAUUGAAGCUACUAUGAUGCCUGAAGAUUACAGACAAAAGAAGGACCUAGAUGCAUUCUCUGCAGCUAUUGUUACUAGGCUUAGAGCAAUGGUUGCAAGAGAUGAGUUUAGAAGAAGAAGAAGAAGCAAGGCUGCAGCUAUAGUUCAGGUUGAUCUUGAAUCAGCAAAGGGGCAAUGGAUUGUAUUUUUUGUAUCUAAUUCGUUUGUACAUUUUUGUUACAACUUCUAUUGA
Lactuca virosa is the source of this 438-nucleotide messenger RNA. The record is from the annotation of a GenBank genome assembly. Lineage: Eukaryota; Viridiplantae; Streptophyta; Magnoliopsida; Asterales; Asteraceae.